UCUUUACAAGCCUGAGUCACACCACACCCCAUGGGGGUGAGCCAAGUCUUCACCCUGCCUCACCUUAGGUAGGGGGCUCCCGUGGAACCCCUGUCUGCCUGGGGGAGUCAGGCCUGGGAGCUGUUCCCCUCUCCUGACUUCUCACCCAGUGCUCCUGUAACCCAGCAAACAGCCUUGAGAUGCACUAAAUUGCGCUGAGGUUCUGACAGCUUGCAAAGCAAAUUCUUUGCAACUGUUAUAAAGGUCUCAUUGCUUAAGUGUAGUCCAGCAAAACCACCAAGCCCCCUCCACACCCAAGACUCAGACUUGCAAGGGAAGUGAAAUGUGCCUGCUAGGCGGCCAGAGUGACCAUGCCUAGCCCAGCACUUCUUGGGGGGAAUAUAUGGAAGGUUCCAGAAGAGGUAAGGAUUCCUCAUGCAGAGUGACAUGCUGGAGCCCAGCUUGCUUGUGUUCGUGGCCUCCCUGCCUCCUGCCAGUCUACUGGACCUCUCUCCUUCAGUGUCCUUGUCAGUACGUAGGAUUGUUCCAAGUGGCACCUUGGCUGGUGGUAAUGAGUUGAUGUAAAGCACCGAGAAUAGGGUUUGAUGUGUAUGCAUUCGGUGCCUACUAUAUGCCAGGUGCUGUUGAUACAAACAUGAGCAAAUAAGAAGAAACCCGGCCCUCCUGGACUUCCUAUUUGGGGGUGGCAAGGGUGUAUAGCACGCACUCAAUAAGGUCAUCAGCACCCAAUCAGCUCAGAGGUGCAGAUCUUUGCCAAGGAGUUGCACACUGGCCACAGGGUGUUUUUCUCAUGAGCUUUGGCUGUGGGGUUGGCAUCUCACAGCUGUAGUGUCUUGUCAACCGGUGACUAUUGGCACACAAAAUGUGCUGCCAACAACAUUUGAGGUCCAGGAGUUCCCCGGGCCAGCCUUGUCCUUGACCCCACCUGCCUGUCAAAGAAAGGGUGGGUAUGUUUUGCAUCAGCAGUGAACAGGGUCAAAGUUUAGUCGAUCAGAAGUUGUGUAAGGACUCACUGUGGCUGGUCGCGGCCUGAGGCCUCCCAACACUCAUUAACAACUGCUCAAUGAUUAUCUCCCUGGAUUUAUUGUGGUGACUUGGACCAAAACAUCCCUGACCGUGGCGCUGAUCCAAAGACCUGCCCCCGACGUCACAGGCGAGCCUCCCUGGGUGUAUCAUAGGGGCAGGGCCGUCCUCCACGGUAUUUAAGGCAGGAGGCUCCACCGCCAAGCACGGCCUUCCCACUGGGAACUCACAGUCGCCGGCGGGAAGAACACGGCCAGCCUCCCUGGAUCUGACGGGAGACCUCCCAAAAGGAAGGCAGGUGACCCUGGCAUUUGUGCCCCUUACCACAGCUCUGCAGAAAUGCCUCCUCAGCUGCACAACGGCCUGGACUUCUCAGCCAAAGUCAUCCAGGGCAACCUGGACAGCCUGCCCCAGGCGGUGAGGGAAUUCGUGGAGAGCAGCGCCAAGCUGUGCCAGCCGGAGCACAUCCACAUCUGCGAUGGCUCCGAGGAGGAGAACGGACGGCUGCUGGGCCGCAUGCAGGAGGAGGGCAUCAUCAGGAAGCUGAGCAAAUACGACAACUGCUGGUUGGCACUCACUGACCCCAGGGAUGUGGCCAGGAUUGAAAGCAAGACAGUCAUCAUCACCCAGGAGCAGAGAGACACGGUGCCCAUCCCCAAAACCGGCCUCAGCCAGCUGGGUCGCUGGAUGUCAGAAGAGGACUUUGAGAAAGCCUUCAACGCCAGGUUCCCAGGGUGCAUGAAAGGUCGGACCCUGUACGUCAUUCCAUUCAGCAUGGGGCCGCUGGGCUCCCCGCUGGCCAAGAUCGGCAUCCAGCUGACGGACUCGCCCUACGUGGUGGCCAGCAUGCGGAUCAUGACGCGGAUGGGCACGCCUGUCCUUGAGGCCCUGGGCGACGGGGAGUUCAUCAAGUGCCUCCAUUCCGUGGGGUGCCCCCUGCCUCUCAAAAGGCCUCUGGUCAACAACUGGGCCUGCAACCCAGAGCUGACGCUCAUUGCCCACCUGCCGGACCGCAGAGAGAUCGUCUCCUUCGGGAGUGGGUACGGCGGGAACUCGCUGCUGGGGAAGAAGUGCUUUGCUCUCAGGAUAGCCAGCCGGCUGGCCAAGGAGGAAGGCUGGCUGGCAGAGCACAUGCUGAUCUUGGGCAUAACCAACCCUGCGGGGGAGAAGAAGUACCUGGCGGCAGCUUUCCCCAGUGCCUGUGGGAAGACCAACCUGGCCAUGAUGAACCCCUCCCUCCCGGGGUGGAAGAUAGAGUGUGUGGGCGACGACAUCGCCUGGAUGAAGUUUGACAACCAAGGUAACUUAAGGGCUAUCAACCCAGAAAAUGGGUUUUUUGGUGUUGCUCCUGGCACCUCCGUGAAGACAAACCCCAAUGCCAUCAAGACCAUCCAGAAGAACACCAUCUUCACCAACGUGGCCGAGACCAGUGACGGGGGCGUUUACUGGGAAGGCAUUGAUGAGCCGCUGGCCGCGGGAGUCACCAUCACCUCCUGGAAGAACAAGCAGUGGAGCCCGCAGGAUGGGGAACCUUGUGCCCAUCCCAACUCGAGGUUCUGCACCCCUGCCGACCAGUGCCCCAUCAUCGACGCUGCCUGGGAGUCUCCGGAAGGCGUGCCCAUCGAGGGCAUCAUCUUUGGAGGCCGCAGACCUGCAGGUGUCCCUCUGGUCUACGAAGCCCUCAGCUGGCAGCAUGGUGUGCUCGUGGGCGCGGCCAUGCGAUCAGAGGCCACGGCGGCGGCAGAGCACAAAGGCAAAGUAAUCAUGCACGACCCCUUUGCCAUGAGGCCCUUUUUUGGCUACAACUUUGGCAAAUACCUGGCUCACUGGCUGAGCAUGGCCCAGCGCCCAGCAGCCAAGUUGCCCAAGAUCUUCCACGUUAACUGGUUCCGGAAGAACAAGGAAGGCAAGUUCCUCUGGCCAGGCUUUGGGGAGAACUCCAGGGUGCUCGAGUGGAUGUUCAACCGGAUCAAUGGGGAAGACAGCGCCCAGCUCACACCCAUCGGCUACAUCCCGAAGAAGGAUGCCCUGAACCUGCAAGGCCUGGGGGACAUCGACCUGGAGGAGCUCUUCGACAUCUCCAAGGAGUUCUGGGAGGAGGAAGUGGAAGACAUCGAGAGAUACUUGGAAGACCAAGUCAAUGCUGACCUCCCCUCCGAGAUCACCAGACAGGUCCUUGCACUAAAACAACGAAUCAGCCAGAUGUAAUCAGAAGCUAAGGGCCUUAGCUUUAGAAUCUUCCCUUUCCAUUCCAUAGGAUGCACUCAGAGCAAGAGAAAGCGAGUCUUCCCAAAUCGGCACCAGCCACAGCACAAUGAGCACACUGUUGAGCAGAUCAGAAAGGCACAUUUAAUU
Ictidomys tridecemlineatus (thirteen-lined ground squirrel) is the source of this 3378-nucleotide messenger RNA. It is a transcript of the gene Pck1, whose product is annotated as phosphoenolpyruvate carboxykinase 1. Gene Ontology annotation, molecular function: phosphoenolpyruvate carboxykinase (GTP) activity; manganese ion binding; GTP binding. Gene Ontology annotation, biological process: propionate catabolic process; response to starvation; cellular response to glucose stimulus. The record is from RefSeq and is a predicted model, not a curated record. Gene Ontology annotation, cellular component: cytosol. Lineage: Eukaryota; Metazoa; Chordata; Mammalia; Rodentia; Sciuridae.